AUCUCAGGAUGGCAGUUUCAGACGUCACCACCAACCAUACAAUGCAUUGUGGAGAAAGCUUUAAUUCGAGCUACGAAGCUUGAACGUAAAGAUCUUUUGUUAGUUGGUGCUAGUAGGACUGAUACAGGAGUUCAUGCUUGGGGUCAGGUGGCGCACUUCAUUACACCUUUCAAUUAUGACAGCUUGGACAGCAUUCAUGCAGCUCUAAAUGGUCUUCUUCCUUCUGAUAUCCGUGUUAGGGAGAUUAGCCCUGCUGUGCCGGAAUUCCAUGCCCGGUUUUCAGCAAAGAGCAAGGUUUACCACUACAAGAUUUAUAAUGACGCCGUCAUUGAUCCAUUUCAGCGCCAUUACGCUUACCAUAGUGUUUAUAAACUGAACACUGCUUUCAUGAGAGAAGCUGCAAAGCAUUUUAUUGGAAAGCAUGAUUUUUCUGCAUUUGUCAAUGCAUCACGCAAUGAUUGUGUGCCAAAUCCUGUGAAAACUAUAUUUCGCUUUGAUGUUAUUGAAAUGGGAGCUCUUUUGCAGCUAGAAGUUGAAGGCUCGGGUUUCUUAUAUAGACAAGUGCGAAACAUGGUUGCUUUGCUGCUUCAAAUUGGAAAAGAAGCAAUUCCUCCUGAUAUUGUUCCGAAGAUUCUGGCAACUCGAGAUCGCAGGGAGCUUGCUAAAUAUGCUUUGUCUGCCCCACCUCAUGGACUCUGUCUUGUAGCCGUUAAUUAUAAUGAAGAGCACCUACGGCUUCCGGCAGGUUGCCCCACAGCUAGUUUUGGUAGGCGUCAUAGUAUAAGCAAAUGUAAGCUUCCGUUCUAUUAGCUAAUUGUGUUGUUCAGUACCAAAAGUAACUGAAAAGGGGGGAGUAGGAAAAUAUAAUCCAAUUGAAAAUAACAGAGUAGAGAUCAUCCUUGUUGGAGAUUAAAAUAUGCUGUUGUAUGAACACUUAAAUUUCAAUGU
Pistacia vera is the source of this 948-nucleotide messenger RNA. RefSeq names its product tRNA pseudouridine synthase A 1. NCBI's taxonomy places the organism in Eukaryota, Viridiplantae, Streptophyta, Magnoliopsida, Sapindales, Anacardiaceae. Gene Ontology annotation, molecular function: RNA binding; pseudouridine synthase activity. The transcript has 4 exons. Gene Ontology annotation, biological process: tRNA pseudouridine synthesis. The annotation marks the transcript as partial. The record is from RefSeq and is a predicted model, not a curated record.